AUGAUUCCUUCUUACAAUAACGAUGACUAUCGUGCCAUGGCUUGUAAGAGCGGUGUCGAGUACUCUGCUACCUUCUGUUCCAACAGCUCCUUGACCGGAAGAAAGUACACUUGCGCUUGUAGCAAUGUGGCAGAGUUUGGUUCUUGGGUGGCAUGCGGCUAUGAGCACACCCAGAUCAACGACACCGGCAUAGAAACAGCGAUCAUGAACUUGUGCCCAAAGGCCAAGCUUACGCACGAAAAGAUUCGUGCUGCAUACAUUAAUGCAACCAAUUACAUGGUUAACAUAAGUGAGGUGGCAGACUUCAACGCUUCCAUCCCAGUGAAUUAUCCGAUCACUGGAGGAGAGAUGACCUACUACUUCCAUGGUGUCUACUACGGUUACAAGAACGCCUACAACGCUACUCUCUAUGGUCACUACCUCGGUUGGGCAAGUCUGGCUAUGUGGGGUGCGUUGAUUGUGGUGUGCGGAAUUUUCAACUGGGCUUUUGCUACAAUUCCUGGUUUUAGAAGACUUUUCGUUGGAGCUCCAAACAAUUUUUGGAGAAAGUACAUCACCAUGCCGGCUCUUUUCGGUAAGAAACAUAUCGAGAGCUUUGGUGUGUUUGGUCUUUUUCCAUCCAGAUUCGAGUUCAUCAUCCUGUCUCUGUUCUUCAUCUACAUGGUGUUGGCAAACGCUAUUCUCGGUGUGAGCUUCUACGAGCAUGACUUGGUCUUCAAGAAGCCUUCCAACGGUAUCGCCAGUUAUGUGGGUGACAGAUCGGCCAUCUUGCUCUGCUACCUGUUCCCUCUGCUGUUUCUGUUCCCAGGAAGAAACAACUUCCUGCAAUGGGUCACCAGAUGGCCAUAUUCUAGAUUCGUCACUUUCCACAAAGGACUCGGAAGAAUUCUGUGUCUUGAGGUUCUUGUUCACUCUAUUGCCAUGACUCUGCAAUCGAUCCACAGUGGAAAGUAUCACAAAAGAGUCCACGCUGAUUGGUAUAGAUACGGUGUGGUUGCAACCGUCUCGUGCUGGUUGGCUAUGGGUUUGGGAGCAUACGUGAUCAGAAGAUACUGGUACGAGGUGUUCUGGAUCACUCACGUCAUCUUGAUCGUCAUGUUCUUGUGGAGCGCUUGGUUGCACGCUGCUUACCUCGAAUACGGUGAAUUUUACUACGCAUGUGCCGCUAUCUGGGUGUUCGACUGGGUUGCAAGAAUUGCCAGAGUUGUGCUCUUUGGUGUUAGAACUGCCAGAUGCGAGAUCAUGGAAGAAGAGGGUACCAUCAAGCUCUCCAUUCCAUAUCCAAAGGGUUACUGGAAAGCAGACCCUGCUGCCCACGGAUUCGUCUACUUCUUGGGCUGGAAAACUUUCUGGCACUCGCAUCCAUUCACUCUCAUCGACUCGAUCACCGACAAAGAUCACAUCCACUUCUACUGUAAGAUCAAGGGCGGUGUCACUAAGAUCAUUGGUGAAGCUACCAAAUCCCACCACGAGAAGGUGUUCCCAAUCAAGGUGCUUGUCGAAGGUCCUUACGGUUUCAAGACCUCUUACCAACACUACGAUAAGGCUGUGCUGAUUGCUGGUGGUAACGGUAUCCCAGGACCAUUCUCUCACGCUUUGGAUCUUGCUAGCAGAGACACCAAGACUGAGGUCAAGCUUUACUGGGGUGUCAGAGAGUAUAACUCGUUGAACUGGUUCAAGAGCGAGCUUGCUCAAUUCAAGGGAACUAGAUGCAAACCAAUCAUCUACGUGUCUAACCCAAGCUCCCGUGUCGAGGACGUGGAUCUUGGUGAGACUUCAUCUUCUGGAAGUUCCGACCACCUCCAAGACGAAAAGAGUUCUGGAAACGAAAAAACAGUCACUCUCGAUGCGUUGCAGAGCGCGUUCAGCUAUGUCGAGUUCCGUAAGGGAAGAAUCGACAUUGACAAAUUGGUGGCAGAAGAAAUCAGCGAAAGUUCUGGCUCUGUGGCCUUUGGUGCUUGCGCUCAUCCAAACAUGAUCGACACUCUUAGAGCUGCUGUGGCCAACAGCCAGUCUGGCAGCAGAGUCAUCGACUACUUCGAAGAAAUGCAAACUUGGUGA
Molecule: messenger RNA, 2061 nt
Organism: Ogataea philodendri
Lineage: Eukaryota; Fungi; Ascomycota; Pichiomycetes; Pichiales; Pichiaceae
Exons: 1
Coding region: 1-2061 (686 amino acids)
Biological process (GO): copper ion import; intracellular iron ion homeostasis; iron ion transport
Cellular component (GO): plasma membrane
Molecular function (GO): ferric-chelate reductase activity
Source: RefSeq, a predicted model, not a curated record